AUGCUGGGACGGAGGUACCUGUCUUCCAGGCAGGCAGCACAAGCGACCUCAUCGCCUUUCCACGCACAUCGAUCGCAGGCUGCGACAGCACUGUCUGGCUUCGCGACCCGCCGCGGUCCUGCCACUCCUAAUCUCGUUGGCUUUAGCCAGCAACGGACGCUCUUUGGCACCAGUUGGGGCUCACAGACAAACACGAACCAUCUGGCGCAUAUGGAGCAAAUGGCGAACAAUCAACCCCAGUCGGCCGCUUCACAGAACGCUUUCUACCAGGCACUGCUACGCGCGAACAUGCCAGAAAUUCUGGUCGAGAGAUAUAACAGCGGGCGGUAUGCGGCGAAUGCGGCAACCGAGACCAUGUACAACAAGGCACUCCAAGCACUCGGAGCAGCAUCUGUUGGUCAGGGCAGCACUGGAGGGGUCAUGGCUGGUCAAGCACAAAAUGGUCAAAAUAGCGGUGCGAACAUGCAGGCCGUUGGACAGGCGGUUGCCGCAAAACUUAGGGGAGGCAAUGUGUCCAUCUCCGGGCGAGGCUCCGGCGCCAAAGCAGACCCGCUCUACGUCGUGGUAGAUGAGAGUGCAUGGAGUCAUAUCUUCAGAUGGAUCAAAUUCAUCCUCUCGUGGGGCCUGGGCGCCUACUGCAUUUUGGUGGCCAUCACUCUCAUUGUGGAAGGCUCUGGCAUGCUCAAGAAAGUCGCUGGAGGCAGAGAUACCGAAGCCAAGCCAGAAUUGCAGAAGACCCGGUUUGAAGAUGUCCACGGGUGUGAGGAGGCAAAAGAAGAGCUACAAGAACUGGUGGAAUUUCUCAAGGAUCCUGAAUCGUUCGGUACACUGGGCGGCAAGCUUCCCAAGGGUGUCCUGCUCGUGGGACCUCCUGGCACUGGAAAGACUCUCCUUGCUCGAGCAGUGGCGGGAGAGGCUCAGGUUCCGUUCUUUUACAUGUCUGGGUCCGAGUUCGAUGAAGUAUUUGUGGGAGUGGGUGCGAAGCGCGUUCGCGACCUCUUCACUGCAGCACGCGCGAAGAGCCCGGCCAUCAUCUUUAUCGACGAGCUGGACGCAAUAGGUGGCAAGCGCAAUGAGCGUGAUGCCGCCUACGCCAAGCAAACCCUUAAUCAGCUUCUUACUGAGCUCGAUGGGUUCGAUCAGUCGUCCGGUGUUAUCAUUAUUGGCGCGACCAACUUCCCCCAAUCUCUUGAUAAAGCUCUGACUCGUCCUGGACGCUUCGACCGUAACGUUGUUGUACCACUGCCAGAUGUGCGUGGCCGCAUUGCCAUUCUCAAGCACCACAUGAAGAACAUCAAGUUCGAUGCAUCCGUAGAUCCUGCUGAAGUUGCGCGAGGCUGUCCUGGUUUCUCUGGCGCUGAGCUCGAGAAUGUGGUCAAUCAAGCGGCUGUCCGUGCCUCCAAGCUCAAGAAAACCAAAGUGGACAUUGCGGAUCUGGUCUGGGCAAAAGACAAGAUUCUCAUGGGAGCCGAACGUCGUUCUGCCGUGAUCCAGGACAAGGAUAAGCUGAUGACUGCCUACCACGAAGGUGGUCAUGCUCUAGUCUGCAUGCUUACUCAUUCCGCCACGCCUCUAUACAAAGCUACGAUCAUGCCUCGAGGUAAUGCUCUAGGAAUAACUUACAUGCUGCCGGAGUUGGACAAGGUGAGCGAGUCGAAGAAGGAUCUGCUCGCCCGCAUUGAUGUGGCCAUGGGCGGCAAAGUUGCAGAAGAACUCAUAUAUGGUCCUGAGAAUGUCACAACUGGUGCUUCGAGCGACAUAAGCGGUGCCACCAACGUGGCCAAGCACAUGGUGAUGAGAGCGGGCAUGAGUGAUCUUGUCGGGAAUGUGGAUCUGGCGGAGGACUACGAGCAGCUCUCCAGCGAGACGAGACAACGUGUCGAGAGCGAGGUUCGGAGAUUAGUCGAAGAGGGGCGUCAGCGUGCGCUCAAACUAUUGACUGAGAACCGAGACGGACUGGAGCGAUUGGCGAAAGCAUUGGUUGAGUACGAGACACUGGACAAGGAGGAAAUUGAAAAGGUAGUGCGCGGCGAGAAGCUCACAGGGAAGAUCAAGGUGCCUUUCAACGCACCAAUCAAAGUGCCAGACAGCAAAGGGACCACGCCUGAUAUGGGACUUGGACCAAUACAUUCUCCUGCGCCGGAAGGCGAGACUGGAUUGGGCGCACCGCCUGCCGUCGGAGGUGGCGCUGCUGGGAGACCUUGA
Molecule: messenger RNA, 2205 nt
Organism: Sphaerulina musiva SO2202
Lineage: Eukaryota; Fungi; Ascomycota; Dothideomycetes; Mycosphaerellales; Mycosphaerellaceae
Product: ATP-dependent metallopeptidase Hfl
Exons: 1
Coding region: 1-2205 (734 amino acids)
Biological process (GO): protein quality control for misfolded or incompletely synthesized proteins; mitochondrion organization
Cellular component (GO): mitochondrial inner membrane
Molecular function (GO): ATP hydrolysis activity; metalloendopeptidase activity; ATP-dependent peptidase activity
Source: RefSeq, a predicted model, not a curated record